AUGCAGUACGUGGGGAGAGCCUUUGAUUCGGUUUCGAAGACGUGGUCUUCAAUCAAUCCUGCAACAUUAUCAGGAGCUAUCGAUGUUAUUGUGGUUGAGCACCCAGAUGGAGAAUUGGCGUGUUCUCCAUUUCACGUUAGAUUUGGGAAGUUCCAGAUACUAAAACCCUCUCAAAAGAAGGUUGAAGUGAUUGUAAAUGGCCAUCUAACUGAUAUUCCGAUGAAGUUGGGGGAUUCUGGAGAAGCAUACUUUGUUUUCGAGACUUUGGCAGAAUUAGAUGAUAUUCCUGAAGAAUUAAUUUCUUCACCUGUAGCGAGCGCUGCUAGUAGUCCGGAGACUAAGCCCCAUACCAAAGAUUCCUUAGAAGAACCGGAUUUCUUGGAUAUCAAUGAAGCUAAGAUAGAAAGGCCAGCAACUCCGACCCGAAUUCAAAGAAUUACCAAGAGGUUGACUCAAAGAGAGAUUCCAUCGACAGUGGACAAUAACGGCGAUCUAUUAUUGGAUAUAGAAGGUUAUAAGACUAGUAAGAACAAAGUAAAUGAUACGAAUGAGCUGUUAAAACAACUUUUGCAUGAUGAAUUGGGGGAGGACAUUGAUUUAUCGGAGUACGUAAGAGAGGAUGAGAAGGGAAACAUUAGAAUAGUGAAUCCAGAAGAUAGUCAUUGGGCCAAUUCACCACCUAACUCGCCUCCAAUGACAUCUUCGGACUCUUUGUAUUCUGAACAGCAGUCUAUAGUAGGAGAUUCCUCUUCACACGAAAGUACCCCUUCCGUCAGCACAGACACAACAAAAAGCGCAACAUCAACUAGAGAAGACAAUUCUGCGCGCUACAUUAAGACCAUCAGACUAACGUCAAAACAGCUAAAAUGUUUGGACUUAUCAGAGGGAGAAAAUGACCUAGUUUUUUCCGUAGAUAAAGGUCGCGCCCUAGUUUCUGCCAAACUCUUUUAUUGGAAGUGGGAUGACCCUAUCGUGAUUUCAGACAUAGACGGAACUAUAACCAAAUCCGAUGCAUUGGGUCAUGUCAUGACCAUGAUUGGAAAGGACUGGACACACCCUGGCGUUGCUAAACUCUUCACGGAAAUUAGAGGAAAUGGUUAUAACAUAAUGUAUUUAACUGCAAGAACAGCAGGUCAGUCGGACUCUACAAGAUCUUAUUUGAGGAGUAUAGUGCAGGAUGGUUGUACAUUACCUAUUGGGCCUGUUAUCUUAUCUCCGGAUAGAACUAUUGCAGCUCUAAGAAGAGAGGUCAUUCUAAAGAAACCUGAGGUCUUUAAGAUUGCGUGUCUAAAAGAUAUGAAAGCAUUGUACUUCCCCGAUUCCAACGAUCAUGGUGAUGAUUCUGAUGAAAUUCCUACUCCCUUUAUCGCAGGAUUUGGAAAUCGUAUUACUGAUGCAUUGUCAUAUAGGGCUGUUGGGAUCCCUAGUUCCCGAAUUUUUACCAUUAAUCCAGACGGUGAAGUUCAUAUGGAAUUAUUGGAAUUGGCGGGUUAUAAGAGUUCGUACAUCCAUAUUAAUGAACUAGUCGACCAUUUCUUUCCGCCGGUUAAAAAACAUCCAAUGUUGGUUGUUGAUGAUGCUAGAAGCAUGUCAACAACUCCUGGAUCCCCAUAUGGUACUCACGGUGUGAUGACAGAUGAAAAAUCAUUUUAUCGUGCAAAUGAUGACAAGUAUUCAGAUGUUAAUUUCUGGAGAGAACCCAUUCCAGAUCUAGAUGAUCUUUCGGACCUCGAUGAAGAAGAAACUGAGAAGCAAGAAACUGAGAAGCAAAAGCCUACUCCAUGGAAAGCACCAAUCAAUGAAACUAUAAGAAAAGCCAAUAAAAGUGUCGCAUUAAGUUCUAUAUCAAACAACAAGAAGACAAUAAAGCAAGUUGAGAAUUAUAAUAAGAGUAACGAGGAUGAUGAUGAUGAUAAGAAUGAUAAUGUAAAGAAUAAAAAUGAACACAUAAAUAAUCACGAAAUUUCCGCUACCGAGUCGACAUCACGUAGAACAAGUGAUGUUAACAAUAUUGGUCAAAGAAUGUACCUGGAUCUGGGUUCGCCACUAUCAUCACCAAUAAUCAGAAACCAGGAUUCGGAUCUGGAUCUGAACUUGUCCAAAAUUCAAGAUGAUACCCCAGCGGCCGAAUAUAAUGAAUCGAGUCCUACACCAAAAAACAAAGCAAAGUCAAUGCAUCGUCAUUCCUCUAGUGAAAAGAGCAUUUUGACGCUUGAUCAUUUUUCCAAGCAUACACCAUCUACGUUGGAAAUGCAGCCAGUGAAUGUCUACAAUGAUGGCGCUGGUCCCGUUAUGGAUAGAUUACAGCUAGAUACUAUACGCAAAGCUGGAUCUCGACGUUCAUCGGAGGUAGUCGAUCCUCUAAUGGCUCAAGAAGAGCAACCAUUACACGCAGGUUCAAUCGCAGAUUCAGACACACCACGUGCAUUUUCAGACAAUGACUCCUCCCAAACGGAGAUCGAGUCAGAAAAUAAUUCAGAUGAUGAAUAUGAAGAUGAGUUCGAUGAAGAUGAGGACGAAUUCUAA
Messenger RNA from Kluyveromyces marxianus DMKU3-1042, 2526 nucleotides. RefSeq names its product phosphatidate phosphatase PAH1 (gene PAH1). Gene Ontology annotation, molecular function: phosphatidate phosphatase activity. Gene Ontology annotation, cellular component: nucleus. The transcript has a single exon. Lineage: Eukaryota; Fungi; Ascomycota; Saccharomycetes; Saccharomycetales; Saccharomycetaceae. The coding region runs from base 1 to 2526 and encodes 841 amino acids. Gene Ontology annotation, biological process: triglyceride biosynthetic process; fatty acid catabolic process. The record is from RefSeq and is a predicted model, not a curated record.